Messenger RNA from Sphaeroforma arctica JP610, 486 nucleotides. RefSeq names its product ribonuclease T2 family protein. Gene Ontology annotation, molecular function: RNA binding; ribonuclease T2 activity. Bases 1 to 486 code for a protein of 161 amino acids. The transcript is spliced from 4 exons. The record is from RefSeq and is a predicted model, not a curated record. NCBI's taxonomy places the organism in Eukaryota, Ichthyosporea, Ichthyophonida.
AUGGACGCGCAACUGCCGGACACAAGCAUGUGCGUUCAUUUGUACACACGUGUGCCCGCGCAUAUCCACCUCCACAUGAGUAUCCGCACAUACCAGCCCGCGGGCGUAGAACACGAAUGGAGCCGUCACGGAGUGUGUGCGAUUCGAAAUAAUCCCAAGUUGACCUCACAGCGACAAUACUUCAAGGCGGCGAUGGAUUUGUUCCGCAAGUACGAGCCUCUCAAGGUGUGGAAGACACACAACAUCGACGUCCCCAGUAACUCGAAGACAUUCAACAUGGACUCUCUCAUUGGUGCCUACAAAGAUUCCUUCGGUGUUACGCCCGUGAUCGCGUGUGGUCGCCAAUCACAAGAUCGACAACAUAUUGGACAAGUCACAGUCUGCAUCAACAAAGAUCUGACUAUCCGCGAGUGUCCCGAAGCCAUACAACGCCGCUCAUGUCCACAGCAUUCGGCUGUGAAGCUGCCAAUUCUCAACUACAAGUAG